Messenger RNA from Thlaspi arvense, 384 nucleotides. The record is from the annotation of a GenBank genome assembly. NCBI's taxonomy places the organism in Eukaryota, Viridiplantae, Streptophyta, Magnoliopsida, Brassicales, Brassicaceae.
AUGGGUCGUGGAAACAGCUGUGGAGGAGGUCAAAGCUCACUCAAUUAUCUCUUUGGUGGUGGUGACGCUCCUGCUCCUAAGCCUGCUCCAGCUCCUCGAGCUUCACCUGCUGAGCCAAACAACGGGACUGCUGCAUCUGCACCUGCACCAGCACAAGCACCAGCAGCUGUGACUGCAACCGCACUCACAACAGCUACUACUACUGUUGAGCCAGCAGAGCUCAACAAACAGAUUCCUGCUGGUAUCAAAACUCCGGUCAACAACUACGCCCGAGCUGAAGGACAAAACACUGGAAACUUCCUCACUGACCGUCCUUCGACCAAAGUUCAUGCAGCUCCUGGAGGUGGAUCGUCCUUGGGUUAUCUCUUCACUGGUAGCAAGUAA